This is a messenger RNA of Arabidopsis thaliana (thale cress), 1775 nucleotides long. RefSeq names its product terminal EAR1-like 2 (gene TEL2). The transcript is spliced from 5 exons. Bases 180 to 1763 code for a protein of 527 amino acids. Lineage: Eukaryota; Viridiplantae; Streptophyta; Magnoliopsida; Brassicales; Brassicaceae. The record is from RefSeq and is marked reviewed. Gene Ontology annotation, molecular function: nucleic acid binding; RNA binding.
AACAAAACCAACAAAAAUUCCACUUUUGUGCUCUCUCCCUCUCCCUCCCCUUGGCACCAAAUAAAGAGGUAGAGAGAGACGAAAUAGUACGAUCACUGAAGAAUAUCAAACGUCCAUAGUCAUUACCUGUCACCGGAAAAACCAGUUCCCAACUCAUCACCUCUCCCUCUAAACCAACAAUGUCUGUCACCGGACCAUUCAGUCACCCAACAAACCUUAACCCAACAGCUCCGGCGUUCUUUCCGGCGAUAAACCAACACCAAAACCAAAACCCCUCCUUAAUUCCGACAAGAUUCUUCCUCCCUCAUCCCCCUCCUCCUCCUCCUCCUCCGCCGCCGCCGCUAUACUUUUCUUAUUUCUCUCUCCCUCCUCCUCCUCCUCCUCCUCAUCUUCCACCGACUUCAGUAACACCAACCAGAGCCGUGAUGUUAUUACAAGUCCCAGCUACCGUCACUGAGACAUCUCUAAGACGAGACAUGGAACUAUUCGGUGAAGUCCGUGGAGUCCAAAUGGAAAGAGCACAUGAAGGAAUCGUGAUUUUCCAUUUCUACAAUCUAAUAAACUCACAAAGAGCUUUUAACGAGAUACGUUACCGUCACAUGCAACAACAGGAACAACAACAACAUUUCCACUUCACGACGGCGCGUGGACUCGUCUCCGGUCAUUCUCUUUGGGCCCAUUUCGUGUUUCCUCAACUCAAUGCUGUUCCUGAAGGAAACAAUCAAGGCUCUCUUGUCAUUAUGAACUUAGAACCCACCGUCUCUUCCUCAACUCUCCGUCACAUUUUCCAAGUUUAUGGAGAAGUGAAGCAGGUGAGAGAGACGCCGUGUAAGAGAGAACAAAGAUUUGUGGAGUUUUUUGACGUUAGAGACGCUGCAAAAGCUCUCCGUGUAAUGAACGGAAAAGUUAUCUCCGGUAAACCAAUGGUUAUCCAGUUUAGUCGUCCCGGUGGUUUAACCAAGAAACUCUUCUUCGCUUCACACUUCCAUAAAAACUUCAUCUUUAACAACGAACACCAUUAUUAUCCACCGCCACCACCACCAUCACGAAUGGUGAAGUCGGAUAUUCUAAUGUACAAGCAACAACAAAAGAAGAAGAAGAAGAAGUAUGUAAAGAAGAAUCUUGGUGAUCCUUAUUUCAUGAUAAACGAAAACGCUAUCACCGGCGGAGAGUUCAGAGACGGAAGAACCACCGUGAUGAUCAAGAACAUCCCUAACAAGUACACACAGAAGCUGCUUUUGAAGAUGUUGGACACACAUUGUAAAGAUUGUAACCAAAGUGUAAUCAAAGAAGGGAACAAAACUCCUAUGUCUUCUUAUGACUUUGUCUACCUCCCCAUUGAUUUCAGCAACAAAAGCAAUGUGGGAUAUGGGUUUGUGAACAUGACAUCACCAGAAGCAGUGUGGAGACUUUACAAGAGCUUUCACAAUCAACAUUGGAGAGAUUUCACCACCACUAGAAAGAUCUGUGAGGUCACUUAUGCUCGUAUCCAGGGUCUUGAGUCAUUAAGGGAACAUUUCAAGAACGUUAGGCUAGCAGGAGUAGAGAUAGACGAGUACAUGCCGGUUGUUUUCUCGCCGCCGCGUGAUGGACGGUUGUCACCGGAGCCUGUGGCUAUUGUUGACCCUUGGGAUAAACCAGUGGAUGAUGAAGACAGAUGUUGUAAGUCACGAGACGGGUUUGUUGUGUCCGACAAGAAGAUGGUAGGAAGUGAUGGUUGUGGUUUUUGUCUUAGUGAGAGAAUCGAAAACGGCGGCGUUUGAGAUGACGUAAGG